This is a messenger RNA of Volvox carteri f. nagariensis, 1221 nucleotides long. RefSeq lists its product as uncharacterized. The record is from RefSeq and is a predicted model, not a curated record. The transcript has 7 exons. The coding region runs from base 1 to 1221 and encodes 406 amino acids. NCBI's taxonomy places the organism in Eukaryota, Viridiplantae, Chlorophyta, Chlorophyceae, Chlamydomonadales, Volvocaceae.
AUGACAUGUCUCAACAUGGACGUCUGCCAAGCAGCCCGCGUCCUGAAAAGUUUGUUACAGGCCUUUUCGAUCAGCAACAAAGGGCACAAACAAAAAUUUUGGCUUGGAAUGGACAACCUCAACUUUUUGGAUUCCCCCUUCCGACCACACUCGAACCCAAACGCCACGCGAAACAUGUGCAGUGAAACCAACACUGCAUCUUUCGUUCAUUUUAGUGUCUCAUUGCUGCAAGCCUGCCACCCUUAUUCACCCUCCCUCGUCCCCGAUCAGAUAUUUGAGCCAAAUAUGGCAUGCAUAGACGGCGGCAACUGGGACGUCUGGGUUCCUGAGGCCCCGUCACCACCGUUGCAUGCACUACGCAUGCAUGGCACUUGCACCUGCUCACCCCCUAAAGUCCCACCAAUGCCGCCCCUUACACCUGCUCUACCGCUUCCCCUCCCUCCACCGCUGCUGCUGUUAGGGCUGAACAUAGCGUGCAGCAGCCACUUAUGUCACCACUGCUUCUGCCGCGGUGACUUGCACCACUCACACCAAGACCCAACAUGGCAAGGAUAUGCGGCAGCGACCACAUCAUUCCAUUGCCACCACGGCCCAGCACGGUUACUGUACAGCGGUGCCAGCUGGAAGGAAGGACAGCGCUGCAGCAGUGGAGUAUGCAUGCUGCUCCCACUGAAGAGGCUCAUGAGCCGCAGGCGCAUCCCAUGCCGGCAUAACGCGACACCGACAGCCGGGAUGAGGUUCUGCAAUCGCAAGCCCCGGCCUGGGGCAGCUGCGGCCGCGACACUCGCUGCACAUAAAAGUGUACCCACAACAAGAGCACCCAUUCAGAGCUCCACAGGGCCAGUUGCUAAGUGCGCCCUCCGGGUAGUCAUCCACGACACCCUGGCAGUCCAUGUACAGGAGUGCUUGCUGAAGGUGUUUACAAAGCGUGGUUGCCGAAACGGAAACUGGACGGUGAAUGCCAUUUUGUUCCCAAGAGAUAACAGUAUCUUCCGAUGGUUCCGCGUCGUCAGCGUCUUCACGGUGAAUCGAAUCAAAAUCUUGGACCUCAUAGGCCGCGUCAUUAUCAAUGUUAACCGGCUCCUGUUACGCAUCGGCAGUUAUCCAGCUACGUUUGCCGGAAGGCUCGGGGGCUGGGCAUUCCGAAGCUGCUUUGUUCCAACCCGUCGCCUUUUUUAUCCUAUUUGCUUUGGCAAUGCUCUUCUUAAUGGGGGCGAGUGA